AUGAUUCACAUCGAGCCAAUUGAGAUUGAUGAGCGAUCAUCAAAGAUGAUGCUACAUUAUCUAAAGAGGAAACAUUAUAUUAUAUUGGGAUCAGGAUUCAUAUUCCUAUAUAUUAUCUUUCUGAUAUUAGGCCUAGCCGGACCAACCUUUUAUAUUAAAGAGACGACACAACUCUCAAUAUGUCCAGAUGGAUUAACAUGCAUCAACAAUCCACCAAACUCCACAACACUUCACUGGACUGGUUCCACUGGCGGCCUCACCAAAUCGAAUCGCCUAUUAAAUGUCUAUGCUAUCCCACAUCUGAACGACCUUCAGAGCAAUCCAAAUACAUCAAUUCACAGUAUCACUCUUCAAAUACAUGUUAACCUUGUUGGCUCAGAGUAUGAAGAGGUCAAGAACAUAAGCUCGAUCGAUAGGAUAUUCUAUGGAUCGUGUAAAGGUGAUAGAUGUGAGGCUCUUUUACUGGCCUCGGAGCUGGGCAUCGACUUCCCCACAUAUUCGAUCACUGUUGACAUUGACCCAUCAUCAAACUCCAAUCUAACAUACGUGGAUCACAUCACUUUCGACCUGAUGUACGUCAAUGGUGCAUUCGCCCUGCUCGAGAUGAUCAGUCGAUUGCUCUUUGUUAUCAUCACAGCUGGUGUGAUCGCUGGCUUCAUCUACUCUCUGCGCAAACUUAACUAUCGCAUCUGGACACUCGAGCAACAGUUUGUUGUCAUCUUACUUGGUGCACUAUUCUUCUUUAACAAUCCAAUCUUCUUGCUUAGUCUCAUUACAUCGGGAGCAGGAUUCAGGACGAUCGAUGACUUCUUCACUGAUCUGUUCGUCACCAUCCUAUUCUAUUUCUGGUUCGUCAUCUUUGAUGGUAUUCGAAAGAAUGGAACAGAGUUGAAGUUUACCAAGUUCUACUUGCCCAAGAUCAUCCUGACAUCAUUAUUCUUCAUUUCAUCACUGAUUACAAUGAGCUCCCUUGAGCACGGCCUCAAGACUGACCCGUUGGCAGACCCAACAGGUUUGGCAGAUGUAUUCGCAUUGGUAUCAGUGAUCAUGUUGGUAAUAUUCCUAUUCUACUUGGUGUAUCUGAUUGCCAAGGGAUGGGUUAUGACCAAGACACUGCCAUUCAUCAAUAUCCGUCUGCGAUUAUUAUUGUUGCUCAGUGUGAUUGUGGUCACUGUACUGGCAUUUGGCGUGAUGUUCAGUCUUAUUGGCUCGGGUGGUCGGUCCUCCCUUACAUUCUUCUCCUUCUACGGUCUGGCCAAUCUCUAUAUCUUUGCCCUCACCAUCCUAUAUCUACCACAUCCAAACUCUGAUAUACUUUACCAAUCCACAAUGUUAAGGGAUGGAGCAGAGAUGCCACACCUUAAGCUUACCGAGCGUGAAGAGGAAGAGUUCAAUGAAGUCUACCUGUAA
Molecule: messenger RNA, 1410 nt
Organism: Acytostelium subglobosum LB1
Lineage: Eukaryota; Evosea; Eumycetozoa; Acytosteliales; Acytosteliaceae
Exons: 5
Coding region: 1-1410 (469 amino acids)
Molecular function (GO): toxic substance binding
Source: RefSeq, a predicted model, not a curated record